AUGGUCUCGAUUAUCAAAAAUCAGCUACUGAAACAUCUGUCGAGGUUUACUAAGAAUUUAUCUGCUGAUAAGAUAAAUUUGAGUACAUUCAAAGGUGAAGGAGAACUGUCAAAUUUAGAACUUGAUGAAACAGUUCUCACGGAUCUACUAGAGCUGCCAUCGUGGUUAAGACUAACUAAUGCUUGGUGCAAUAAAGUUUCAUUUCGCAUACAAUGGACCAAACUAAAAAGUGUUCCUAUCUUUUUGAGUUUGGAUGAGGUACAUAUAGAUGUAGAAACAUGUGAGGAUCUAAGAAGCAUGUCUUCCCCGCAGGGUAUAUCAUCAUAUGCUGGUCCUGCAAAGUAUUCUUUUAUACAUAAAGUAAUUGAUGGAAUAACAGUAGCUGUCAAUACUGUACUGGUUACAUUUAAAAGCCCUGCAUUUAUUGCCUCAGUCCAGAUGAACCGGAUUAUGGUAGAAUCCAAAUCAGCAACAUGGCAGCGUUGUGAUCUCAGAACUACUAGAGUGAAAGAUCCUGAUCGAGGGCAGUUACUUAUCUUUAAAGAGUUAGAAUGGCAGACUGUUAGAAUAGAAGCUCAAAGUACUAAGGAUCACAAUUUGACACCACUUCGUUUACUUACAAACCAAGCAAGAUGUCGAAUUACAAUAAAGAAAAGGAUAUCAGAUUGUUUCGUUAUGGGCUGUAGAUUAGUAAUUAUCCUAGAUGAUCUUCUAUGGGUAUUGACAGAUUCACAACUGAAGGCUGCGCUUCACUUUCUUGAUUCUUUGGGCGGUCUUAUCGAGAAAGCUACUAUUCUUGAACGAAAAACCAAAGCUGCAAGAAAGUUAGAGGUUUUACCAGAAUAUCAGGCACAGAUAUCUCAACAAAGCAGAACGAAAAGUCAAUACAACACAGCGAUUUCAAAAAUAUUUACGAGAUAUGAUGUUGUAGAGACAUCAUAUCAUUUUCUUUCACAACGCAUUGAUCUUCACUUAUGUGAUGAUGCUGGUGGAGGCAGAUCAUUACAUCCUGAUCUAAAGGAUGGUGGUGCAUUACAAAUUUCAAUAGUUAGAUUUCAAAUUGAUUAUUAUCCAUAUCAUUUAGCGAUGGCGGAUAGAAAACAUUGGGCCAAAUACAGAGAAAAUGCUACACCUCAUAAUCAAUGGUUGCAACAAUCGUUGAGUUCGUUUAGAAGUCAGUUUAUGGAUCUCAUAGAUUCUGGGAGAACACAACAUUCUCCUUUAACAAGAAGUCAAGGAAACAUAACAGGAAGCGCUAUAAAAGGUUCCAAAGAACAUUUAGAAAAAAGUAAUCAACCACAAAAUUCAAAUGUUACGCCAUCUGAGCAAAAGAAGUCUCAACAUCCUAGUGGUAAUCCUGUGAAAAAUUACGUUUUGGAGCAACUUGCCAAACUGAUGACAACGUGCAUUAUUAUCAGAAUCGAUGAUUUUACUUUGUACAAAGUGACAACAACUUCGCGUAAUCCAAUGCCAAAAGAAUUUAUCUCAGCUCAAACCAGGAAAAAACAUACAUCAGGCGAUCGUGACAGAUUUAGUCUUCCAGAAGACGUAACAAUACUUCAUGCUGAGUUUACUUAUUACUAUUAUCCAGGGGAUAUUACUUUUCCCUUGCCACCACCUAAAUUUUAUGUACAGCUUAAUCCUAUUCAAGUAAAUUUCGAUGUCUGUUCAUGCCUUUGGUUUAAUUCUUUUGCAUUAAAUCUUUAUCAUUCUCUUAUGGGAAAGGACAAGCUGAGUUCUUCGCGCUUAAUGUAUUUUGAUGUAAAAAUAGAGGCUAUACUUCCAAGAAUAGUUUUUGAAAGUCAACAGGAUUAUCCAAAUCAGAAAGACAGACCCAAGUCUUUGCAUAUUCAAACCUCUAGAGCGUCUAUAACAAAUGUUCGAUCAACAGAAAGAUCUUCAAGGGCGGAUUUGGCACAGUGUCUCAAUGCGUUUCAAAUGGGACAAAUGUUCUUUGGAGCAGAAUUUCCCAGUAAAUCAGGGGAUUUUCAUGUAGUAACGGAUAAAUUUCUAGCCCAUUGUGCAGGCACUGAUAAUAUUAGGCAAAUACCACCCAAUUUUAGUAGCAAUUCCGUAAAUGAGCUGCUUCGUCAGUUGAACAGAGAACUUUUAUGGACAGAGGCGAAAGAUGUAUGGUGCUGCAAUUUGGAACCUGUUUGGGGAGAUUUUUUCGGAGCACGGGCCGUUGGCCAAAAUCGACCCGUACCGUUUCUAGAUGCAUUUCCUCUAACACUCUGGUGUUAUUUCACUACAGACUCAUCAGCCACAGAGAAGCUGUCGCCCGCCGAUAUUCAUGGGCUGGCAUAUAUAAGCAAUCUAGUUAGCGUACAGAUAAAUCAUUAUCAGUAUUUGUUCUUACUUAGAUUGUCGGAGAUAAUCUCCGAGAUGGCUACGUACUUGGCUGUGGACUCAAAUAAGAUUUUGAAAGUGGAGAAUGGUGGAUCAUUGAUCAUAGGCGCAUUGAUACCGCAGGUGGAAGUGACAUUUGUGAUGCCGUCACAUACACCUGGUAAGGAGAAUUCCGGUGGUGAUUUAGAAUCCGUUGUGCCUGAUUCGUCCAGCAUAGCGGACGAUUUCGUUGGCCCAUCCACAGUUUGGCAUACUAGCACGGUGAGCGCGCGAGUAGAUUUUAGCGCUAAGAGAAUGAACACAAGCAAUGACGUAGAGACACCUCAAAGUGAGGCAUCAUCGAUGAUAUCAAUGGAUUAUUCACAUUCUGCUCCGACACAACCGGUUGUCACUUUUAAACAAAAUGGCACGAAGAAAAGCGAUCAGGAAAGUUCAACGAAUGCAAUGUGGUGCAUUCCCGAGAGCUGUGGACCGCAAUACAGUAGUAGUGUUGGCAAUACAAGCGAUGAAAAGAAACAUACAACAGAAACCGCACAUAAGCAUAGCAAGUCGGAUUCAAACACGCCCUUUAUUCCGAAUAAUUUCAAUGUUAAUCUUUCAUCUAUGAAAAAAGGACUCAGCAAUCUAAUGACAUCGAUCGACUCGGCUUUGAAGGCCUCCCCGGAAGAUGGUAGCAGCGAUACAGUGUCUAUGAGAAGCGACGUUAGUUCGGACAGUGAGAAUUACGUUUUGGUAAGCCUACAGGAUCAAGGGAAGAUUGACGCAGUAUUCGGCAUUGAUAACUCGAUUAGGAUAACGGCCGUAGAAGAAGCAACUGAAGUUGUAGAAGAAACGCCGGAUACUCAAAGUGAAAAAUCUAUGGACAGCGUUUCCAUGGCAACAUUCAAGCUGUCAAAAGUUGAAUUUAUACAACAAUCUUGCGAUUAUUCUUCUGUUAUUAAAGUUCAAGUUUCUAAUAUUGACAAUGAUGAGUGUUCAUCUAUUCCUUGGGAUGAAUUUCAGACCAAAUUCAGUUCGCGAUCUCGAGGUUGGAUAGAAUUACCGUCCGAUUCUGACUGUAGAUCACGUAUUAAGUUACGUUUGGAUCAUAGUUUGAAAAAUCCAGAGGAUUCUCGUAGAUUAUCGGAUGCUAGUCAGAAAGACACGAGUGACAGCAAUAGGUCAGCGCCUCAAGGUCAUAGAUUGACUGAGCAAGACACAUCUCGUACAUCCGACAUCAAUGUGCAUGAUAAAGAGAGCGUUAUGAAUUUAUUCGAGGAUAAGUUAGAGAUGAGAGUCGCUAACGUAGGAAUGUCAUUGUCGAUGAGCUCGGUAACGGGUUUAGCGGAUUUGGCAGAGGACGAGAUUAUACCUAAACCAAUUCCUAUGCAGAUAUACUUGGAAAAUAUAUCAUUACGUUUAAAUGAAGAUCGUCCGCCAAAUAACAUAACUUCUCCAGGGCCAAUCCCGAUAGAUUUGAAUAUUUCCAAACUCAGGAUAGCGCGGGACAUGAGCGGCGUGUUUCACAUUGAACCCGUUGUAACUGUAAUAGAGGAGAUCCAUUCAAAUACGGCAUUAUCGAGUGACAAAAUGCUUAAGAAUGCAGAAUGCGAGAGGGAAUUAAAAGCUUUAAGACAAUCCAGUAAGCAAUUGAAAUUAGAUAACGAAGAAUUGAAACGUCGUAUGGGAGCUCUAGAAAGAUUGUCAGAAGAAAAUGCGAGAUUAAUGCGCGUUAAAGAGGAAUCGGAUAUAAUAAGAUCUCGUUUGAGCACCGCAGAAGAUGACAUUGCGAGUCUUCUGGAAGAAAAGAAACUCUUACAUGAAACUAUUUCAGAGCUGCGAAAUCAAAGACUGGAAGACGAUCCUGAAGGUAGUAAUAGAGCUUCAUGGUCUAUCAAGAGAUAG
Messenger RNA from Atta colombica, 4233 nucleotides. Its product is annotated as UHRF1-binding protein 1-like. The coding region runs from base 1 to 4233 and encodes 1410 amino acids. The transcript is spliced from 17 exons. The record is from RefSeq and is a predicted model, not a curated record. NCBI's taxonomy places the organism in Eukaryota, Metazoa, Arthropoda, Insecta, Hymenoptera, Formicidae.